Magnolia sinica is the source of this 1805-nucleotide messenger RNA. RefSeq names its product beta-glucosidase 46-like. The transcript has 12 exons. NCBI's taxonomy places the organism in Eukaryota, Viridiplantae, Streptophyta, Magnoliopsida, Magnoliales, Magnoliaceae. The coding region runs from base 53 to 1645 and encodes 530 amino acids. Gene Ontology annotation, biological process: carbohydrate metabolic process. The record is from RefSeq and is a predicted model, not a curated record. Gene Ontology annotation, molecular function: beta-glucosidase activity.
AAAAGAAACCCAAGUGAAUUCUCCAAACUCCUACUCAUCAUCACCAUCUCCCAUGGGAAUCUCAUUGGGUGUUUUCUUCACUCUCUUCCAAAUUCAAAUCCUAUUUUCAGCUGUUUGUGUGUCAUGUAAUCACAUAUCAUCAUACAAAGAGAGCAGUCAGAAUCUUUCUCCAUUUCCAAAACACUUCCUUUUUGGAACUGCCUCUUCUUCUUAUCAGGUUGAAGGAGCUGUUUUGGAUGACGGAAAAGGGCUCAAUAACUGGGAUAUUUUCUCCCAUAGUCCUGGUAAGAUCUUGGAUGGAAGCAACGGUGAUAUUGCAGAUGAUCAGUACCAUCGAUAUCUGGAAGAUAUUGAAUUGAUGAAUUCUCUUGGGGUCAACGGCUAUCGCUUUUCCAUUUCAUGGGCCAGAAUCUUACCAAAAGGGAGAUUUGGAAGCAUAAAUUCAGCUGGUAUUAACUACUACAACACUCUCAUUGAUUCACUCCUACUCAAAGGUAUCGAGCCCUUUGUUACCUUGAGUCAUUAUGACAUACCUCAACAACUUGAAGAUACAUAUGGUUCUUGGUUGAAUUCACAGAUACAGGAUGAUUUCGGGUACUUCGCAGACUUGUGUUUUGAAACAUUCGGUGAUCGAGUGAAGUACUGGGCCACCUUCAAUGAGCCCAACAUUGUGGUCAUGCACGGCUACCGAUCAGGGAUAUAUCCGCCGUCCCAUUGCUCAGAUUCAUUUGGGAAUUGCACGGUUGGAGACUCGACAAAGGAACCGUUCAUCGCAGCCCAUAACAUCAUUCUCUCUCAUGCGGUCGCCGUCGAUAUUUACAGGACAAAAUACCAGAAAGAACAAGGAGGCAGCAUUGGGAUUGUGAUGAAUGCAAUAUGGUUUGAACCCAUCAGCAACAAGUCGGCAGACAUAGCAGCCACCCAAAGGGCUCAAUCUUUCCUAAUGAACUGGUUCUUGGAUCCAAUUAUAUUUGGAAGAUACCCGGAUGAGAUGCAGGAGAUCUUGGGCUCCAAUUUACCUACAUUUUCACAGAAUGACAUGAAAAAAUUGCGGAAGGGGUUAGAUUUCAUUGGAAUCAACCACUACACAAGUCUCUAUGCUAAAGACUGCAUUUUCUCUCCAUGUAAAUCCGGAAUGGGAAAUUCCUGGUCAGAGGGUUAUGCAUCCCAGACUGGACAAAAGGAUGGUGUAAACAUCGGUGAACCUACUACAAUGGAGUGGUACUACGUCUACCCACAAGGAAUGGAGAAGAUACUCAUGUAUCUGAAGGAGAGAUACAAUAAUACACCCAUGUUUGUCGCUGAAAAUGGCUAUCCUGAAGAUAACAAUCCUGAUGCCCCAAUUGAAUCUUUCCUCCAUGAUGUGAAAAGAAUCGAGUACAUGAGUAGCUAUUUGGACGCCCUUGCCACAGCAAUCAGGAAAGGAGCAGAUGUGAGGGGUUAUUUCACAUGGUCCCUGCUUGACAACUUCGAGUGGAUAUUUGGAUAUUCAAAGAGGUUUGGGCUUUACCACGUUGAUUUCACAACACUGAAGAGAACUCCAAAGCUAUCAGCAACUUGGUACAAAGAGUUCAUUGCAAAACACAGAGCAGCAAUCAAAAGCCUGAUACCUGAGAACAAUCAACCGUACUUGGAAUAUCAUUGAGAAUGUGCUGAAACCUACGUCAGAGAUUGAUGCAUACAUAAACUUGUUGCUGGUCAUAGUGCUGACAUACAUAGAGAUCGCAUAUUUGCAUAUCUAUACAUAUUACUGUAUGACAUAUUUAAAAGAAAGAAGUAAUAUCUUGUGGAAGUUGAAAUGCCAA